AUGCGUCGACAAAAUGGGCCUAAACGUACACUGGCUUGCGACAAUGAUCGAGCUGAACUUAUCGACGCUGAAGAGCGACAAGAUGAGCCAACAACAAAGGAGCUGGCCUCUCGAUUGGAUCGAAUUGAGCGUCAAUUAAGCGACGUACUUUCUGCAGUCUCUCAACAGUCGUCUGGCUCCACCGCUCCAGAAAUGCCUUCUGAUCAGAUGUCCACAGCUCGUGGGAGUAAUGAGCCCAACCCUGCUCACAAAAAUGCGUCGAGAAGCUCAGUUCCUGGACACGGUCGGAAGGAAGGAUUCCUUGGUGAAACUUCCAUCAAUCACGCGCUUGAAGAAAUUGAGGGCUACUUGAGACAUGUCCGAGAGCUUCACCCCCAGCUGGAGACGUCAGCGUCCCGCGAAGAGUCCAUAGUAGUCCCAUCGUCUCCCAGUAGUAAUUCUCGGCGUCCAACUCCUUUGGAAAUUCUCAGGUGUCGUGGUAUCAGUGCAGAUGUGCGACAAUGGUCAAUAUUCCUUCAGAUCUUCUGUGAUGAGGUGCAUGUUUUGUUCCCUUUUCUUCAUCUACCAAGCUUAUGGACCAAGAAUACCACAAUGUGGAAUCAUUAUCUCCGCCUACUCUCUGCUAAUGACUCGGAGUACACUGCGGACAGCCGAUUCAUGAUUGCCCAAACAUGGAUCUGCGUUGCUAUCGGAAAGUGUACAGCAUCGCCUCGCAGUAGUACUCAAGAUGGCAAGCAUUCUUCCGGUUGGAGUCUAUACAGGGCUUCCUUAGAUCUCAUCGGCGAUCUUUUGCAUGGUCCCCAAGACUGCUCAGACCAAAUGACCGUUUUACAGACUUUUGCUUUGAUGGUUGUUUAUCUUUUUCGAGUCGAUGCAAAUGAAAGAGCUGAGAAGAUCCUGGCCAUUGCAAUCUCCCACUCGCAUCAUUUGGGUCUUCAUCGAUCUAAGGUGCUUAGCACCAUGUCGGCGUUCAACAGUGAGAUGUUUAGGAGGCUCUGGUGGUGCCUCUACGUGUUAGACCGGAGAUUGGCGAUUGAGACCGGUCAUCCCAUUCUAGUCCAAGAUGUUAAUGUCGAUGUCCCAUAUCCUCAAAAUCUUGGCGAUGGCUGGCUCGCCGCUCACCAAGAUGAUCACAUGAGCUGCCUCGACCUGAGUGCCGACAUUGAUACCGAGGUCAAUCGAGACAUAGUCACUCCUAUCCCGUAUCUUGUCGCUACCAUACAUUACUCGAGGGUGGUGGGGAAAGUCUGGGAGGCCGUAUAUGGUGCCCGUGGAAGUAAUAUGGUCCCUAGUGCACCCCUGCUAAACCAAUUGGAAAAUACCAUUUCACGAGCUCAGGCCGAUGUCCGACCUGAAUUCUCGACUUUGAAUAAAGAGUGUCCGCAAGGUUAUCACAUUACUACCACCCUUCCAUGGUGGCGGAUCAAACAACAAAUGGUUAUGCGUAUUCGAUGGCUAUGUCUCCGUCUCCUCAUUCGCAAACCAGUAUCACGCGGAACAAAUCUUUCAGGUUCGCCGGAAAAUGAUACUACAUGUAUAAAUAUUGUACGCGACAUACUACAAGAGUUCUCGCAAGUGCCAGAAGCGAAAGCCAAGUCGGCUUUCCCUUUCCUUCACUACCUUGCGGGGGCUACAAUGAUUUCUCUAAGCUUGAUUGCCAGGAAGCCUGAAUCCAAAUCAACUCUAGGUUCACUUACUCUACAAGCGGCAAGCUCGUUAGAACGCUAUUGUCAGAAUACAUGGGUAUCUGGGAAAAUGGUUCGGACGGUAUGGAAACUGAACCAGAUGGUGAAGGCUGUUACGCAAAGCUCCAUUUCCCUACAGCCAUCUGCGCCUACCGCCCAGCGGUCUUCUACCGGCUUUGCAAGUAACCAGCUCACGAGUGAAGGAACCGGUGUUCGGCAUGUGCUUCAAAACACAUAUCGUGAAAGCAACCCCAUUCAAAAACCAUCAUCGACAGCUCGCACAGCUGCAGGGUCGCCGGGAAUUUCAAACCCGAUGGAUAACUGUGACCCCAGUGCUCCUAUUGGCCAUACCCAAUAUCCGCAGCAAUCAUGCCCGGGAGCAAUUACAGAUCUGCUGAUGACUGAUUUCGAUUUCGAACAAACCACGCAGGACUUCCCAGUGGGGACCCACUUCUCAGGGAAUCAGAGGUACUGGCCAAAGUAA
Messenger RNA from Aspergillus melleus, 2169 nucleotides. RefSeq names its product fungal specific transcription factor domain-containing protein. Gene Ontology annotation, molecular function: zinc ion binding; RNA polymerase II cis-regulatory region sequence-specific DNA binding; DNA-binding transcription factor activity, RNA polymerase II-specific. Gene Ontology annotation, biological process: positive regulation of transcription from RNA polymerase II promoter by galactose; DNA-templated transcription. The record is from RefSeq and is a predicted model, not a curated record. Gene Ontology annotation, cellular component: nucleus. The coding region runs from base 1 to 2169 and encodes 722 amino acids. NCBI's taxonomy places the organism in Eukaryota, Fungi, Ascomycota, Eurotiomycetes, Eurotiales, Aspergillaceae. The transcript is spliced from 4 exons.